AUGGAGUUCACCCACGCCUUCUUCGCUGGCGGCCAGCCCUUUCAGCAGCAGUUCAUCGGAAUCCCCCCGCUGACGCCGUCCCACUCCAAUUCUGAGGAUUACAACAGGACAUCUCCGCCGGAGGGAUUUCCGGAUUUCCCUAACGACCAAUUCCAACACUUCGACGGCUACGCUGCUCAAUUUGCCACUCAACCGGACGUUUUCCCCGGUCCUCCAACUCCGCCGGAUCAACAUCAGCUUUCAGGCACCAUUCGAAACAGUCAGCCUUCGCUCCAGCCACAGUCCCUCUUGUCCCGACAUCCACCACCGCAUGCACCUGCCGCGGCCGCGGCCGCCCUGCCUACCAUAACGCUCGAUCCACACCGCCCUGUUGAUGCCCUGUCCUUUACCAAGACCGAGCCCGCCGAUGACGUCGCUGCACAACAGGCUCAACAGCAGGAGCAGAGCCGGAGAGCUGGCUCCAACUCUGACGAGGAUGAGUUGACCCCUGCUCAAUCCCGCCGCAAGGCACAGAAUCGGGCUGCGCAACGGGCUUUUCGUGAACGAAAAGAACGCCAUGUCAAGGACCUCGAGGCUAAGCUGGCUUCUCUCGAGGCAGCCCAGCAACGAACAGCCACAGAAAACGAGAGGUUGAAGCAAGAUUUGCAAAAGGUCAGCACGGAAAACGAGAUACUGCGGGCAACGUCGUCGUUGCAGGCUGCCGCUAUCACAGCGGGAGGCUCCCCGGGUAGUGACCACGCUGUUUCCCGCAAUGCGCCUCUGACCGCGGGUCCGAUGACCUACAAUCCCACCGAUUUCUACACCGAUUUACUAGCCAACCACGACAACAAGCUACCGAGCCAUCGCAUAGCUACGUCUGACGCGGGUGAGCGUCUCCUUGCCGCUGGCGCAACGUGGGAUCUCAUCAUAAGCCACUCUCUUUAUAAACGCGGGCUUGUCGACGUGGCCGACAUCAGCAACCGGCUCAAACACCAGGCCAAGUGCGAUGGUCAAGGUCCAGUUUUUGAAGAACGCGCGAUUAUUGCUGCUAUCGAGCAGAGUGUUGGUAGUGGCAGUGAUUCGCUGCUCUGA
This is a messenger RNA of Grosmannia clavigera kw1407, 1071 nucleotides long. RefSeq names its product bzip transcription factor. NCBI's taxonomy places the organism in Eukaryota, Fungi, Ascomycota, Sordariomycetes, Ophiostomatales, Ophiostomataceae. The record is from RefSeq and is a predicted model, not a curated record. The transcript has 3 exons. Gene Ontology annotation, molecular function: transcription cis-regulatory region binding; DNA-binding transcription activator activity, RNA polymerase II-specific. Bases 1 to 1071 code for a protein of 356 amino acids. Gene Ontology annotation, cellular component: RNA polymerase II transcription regulator complex.